GAAGGAGACGUGGCGCUGACGCGCGCGGGCUGCCCGGUCCAACCGGCGUCCAACUGAGCUGGACUUGGCGCUGGGCCCGGACGGCUGCCGGUCGCUUCCGUCUUUGGGUGCUCACGGUCUGGGUUAGGUGAGUGGGCUGGGAACAGAUGGUCCAUCGCCACUGGGGCAGGCAAGGAGAAAGUAGGGAAGAGGGAACCAGAUACACGCGUGGGCCGGGGCUGGACAGUUCAUUUUUAGACCAUGGCAACAUAUCUGGAGUUUAUUCAACAAAAUGAGGAGCGAGAUGGUGUGCGUUUCAGUUGGAAUGUGUGGCCAUCUAGCCGCCUUGAGGCUACAAGAAUGGUCGUCCCCCUGGCAUGUUUACUCACUCCCUUAAAAGAACGCCCAGAUCUACCUCCAGUACAAUAUGAACCUGUACUUUGUAGCAGGCCAACUUGUAAAGCAGUUCUCAAUCCACUUUGUCAGGUUGAUUAUCGAGCUAAGCUUUGGGCCUGUAAUUUUUGUUUUCAAAGAAAUCAGUUCCCUCCGGCAUAUGCAGGCAUAUCUGAGAUGAAUCAACCUGCAGAACUGAUGCCCCAGUUUUCUACAAUUGAGUACAUAGUGCAGCGAGGGCCUCAGACACCCUUGAUUUUCCUCUAUGUUGUUGAUACAUGUCUGGAAGAAGAAGACCUUCAAGCUCUAAAAGAGUCCUUGCAGAUGUCCCUGAGCCUUCUUCCCCCUGAUGCUCUGGUGGGUCUAAUCACCUUUGGUAGAAUGGUGCAGGUUCAUGAAUUGAGCUGUGAAGGAAUCUCAAAAAGCUAUGUCUUUCGAGGAACCAAGGAUUUGACUGCAAAGCAAAUACAGGAUAUGUUAGGUCUUACCAAGCCAGCUAUGCCUGCUCAGCAAACAAGACCUGUUCAACCACAGGGGCAACCUUUUAUUUCAAGCAGGUUUCUGCAGCCUGUUCAUAAGAUUGACAUGAACCUGACUGAUCUUCUUGGGGAAUUACAAAGGGACCCAUGGCCAGUAACUCAAGGAAAAAGACCCUUGCGGUCCACAGGGGUUGCUUUGUCCAUUGCUGUUGGCUUGUUGGAGGGCACUUUUCCAAAUACGGGAGCCAGAAUUAUGUUGUUUACUGGAGGCCCACCCACUCAAGGACCAGGCAUGGUAGUUGGAGAUGAAUUGAAGGUUCCCAUUCGUUCCUGGCAUGACAUAGAGAAAGACAAUGCACGUUUUAUGAAAAAGGCAACCAAACACUAUGAAAUGCUUGCAAAUCGUACUGCCACAAAUGGUCACUGUAUUGAUAUUUAUGCCUGUGCCCUUGAUCAAACUGGUCUCCUGGAGAUGAAGUGUUGUGCAAAUCUUACUGGUGGUCACAUGGUGAUGGGAGAUUCCUUCAAUACUUCUCUCUUCAAGCAGACAUUCCAAAGAGUUUUUAGUAAAGACUUUAAUGGGGAUUUUAGAAUGGCAUUUGGUGCUACUUUGGAUGUUAAGACUUCUAGAGAAUUGAAGAUUUCAGGAGCAAUUGGUCCAUGUAUAUCUCUAAAUGUGAAAGGGCCAUGUGUAUCAGAAAAUGAAUAUGGCAUUAGUGGUACUAGUCAGUGGAAAAUCUGUAGUCUGGAUCCCACAUCAACUCUUGGCAUCUACUUUGAAGUAGUCAAUCAGCAUAAUGCACCAAUACCUCAAGGAGGCAGAGGAGCAAUUCAGUUUGUUACCCAGUAUCAACAUUCUAGCACCCAGAGACGAAUCCGAGUGACCACGGUUGCCAGAAAUUGGGCAGAUGCACAAAAUCAGCUCCAGCAUAUAGAAGCUGCUUUUGACCAAGAAGCUGCUGCAGUAUUGAUGGCCCGGCUUGGAGUAUUCAGAGCUGAAUCAGAAGAGGGACCUGAUGUUCUUCGAUGGCUAGACAGGCAGCUAAUCAGACUAUGUCAGAAGUUUGGACAGUAUAACAAAGAGGACCCAAAUUCUUUCAGAUUAUCAGACUCAUUUUCCCUGUAUCCUCAGUUCAUGUUCCAUCUUCGAAGAUCCCCAUUUCUUCAAGUGUUUAAUAACAGUCCAGAUGAAUCAUCUUAUUAUCGGCAUCAUUUUGCCAGACAAGACUUGACCCAGUCUCUCAUCAUGAUCCAGCCUAUUCUUUAUUCUUACUCUUUCCAUGGUCCACCUGAGCCAGUACUUUUGGAUAGCAGCAGCAUUCUAGCUGAUAGAAUUCUACUGAUGGAUACCUUUUUCCAAAUUGUCAUCUAUCUUGGUGAGACUAUAGCCCAAUGGCGUAAAGCUGGCUAUCAAGAUAUGCCUGAGUAUGAAAAUUUCAAGCAUCUUCUCCAAGCUCCAUUAGAUGAUGCUCAGGACAUCCUGCAAACUCGAUUCCCAAUGCCAAGAUACAUCAAUACUGAACAUGGAGGUAGUCAGGCUCGGUUCCUCUUGUCCAAAGUGAAUCCAUCUCAGACACACAAUAAUUUGUAUGCUUGGGGACAGGAAUCUGGAGCCCCAAUAUUAACAGAUGAUGUUAGCCUGCAGGUUUUCAUGGAUCAUUUGAAGAAAUUGGCAGUGUCAAGUGCCUCCUAAAUUGAGAAAGUCAAAACGUUCAGGAAGGAGACAGUAACCAGACUAUGUUCAUAGCUAUUGGAAAUAUUUACUAUAUUCCUCUUACUUUACUGUGAGAUUUUAAGAUGUCAUCAUGUACUACAUACAUUCAAAAGAAGGUUUUUUUACAUAGUCUUUUUGAUUUUUAAUUUAUUUGUACUCUUAACUUUACCUAUUUUUUUCAUGACUAAAAUGUAGUCCACUGAUGUUUUGGAACUUCUCGAUCUUUUAACAGCUUUCUUUAUCCUAAUAUGGUCAUCUGUAUAAACUAUGGGAAACCUUUGGCAACUCCCUCAGAUGAAGGCAUAAUGGUCAUGAAGAAAAUAAACUGGAUGGGGAGAGUAGCUAAAAACUUAUUUUAGCUAAAAAGAUGUUAUGGAAAACCUGAGUUCUGUAGUUUUAUUCAAAGAAUUUAGCCAUGUUUUGCUUCCUGAAGACACAAUACAGUGUGAUGUUUAAAGAGCUAGCCCUGGAACCAGGAAAAAGUGGGAUCAAAUCUCAGUUCUGAAACUUUCGGCUUGUGUGCCUUGGCUAAAACACUUACUGCCCUGAGCAGCAACUCUCUAAGAUUAUAAAUUGCAGAGAAGGUACCAGCCUUCAUUGCUAGGAGAGUUUUUUUCAUUCAAGAGUUCCUUAUACCAUUGGGGUCACACUCAGAAAGGGAUCCCUGCAGGCAGCAAACUGCAGGGUGCCAGUUUGACACUUCUGCCCUACAAUCAAUGAAAUCUCAGUUCCAGUCUCUUAUCUCUACCCUUUCCUUCCUGAACCUAAUCUUAAUUUAUCCUCUAAAUCAUAACAGAGGAGAGGCAUGCCAGUAGUACCACAUUAGAGUAAAGUGACUGGAGGGUACUGGAUCCACUCUGUCCCCUAAGCCAUCAUGACAGUGCCAACCAAAGACAAUCUGAAAGUGCAAACUGAACACAUCUCUAAAUCCACAAGCAUUUAUUAAGGGGUGUAUUAUUGGUACAUAUUAUUAUGUGCCAGGCACUCAGCAAAGAACUAAGAAAGGGUUCCCUGGCCCCCCCAAAAGCUCCACAUUCCCUACUCUCAAAUCAUAAUCUAAUGGAGGUGACAGCAUAGUAAACAAGAAUAAAUUAGAGAUAAUCGCCUGAGAAAGUACUAAAGAAGAAAAGAAGCAUUUAUUAAAGUCAUGUGUGCCAGGCACCAGGCCUUUUAUGAUUAAUAUCUCAUUUCAUUCUCAAAACAACCUUGGGAAGAAGGUGUUAUUAUCUGCAUUUUACAGAUGAGGAAACAGCAAGGCAGAGCCUGAAUGAUUUACUGAAGGUCACACAGCAAAUGUCUGAGACUGAAUUUAAUCUAGGCUUCCUGACUCUAGGCCCAGAGUUCUGUGCACUAUGGCAUCCUCUGGCUUCCUCUAGACCCUAAUAUGGAGGACCAGGAUGGGCUUCUGGCAUAAGGUGGGACAUGAAGGAAGCCAAGAAGAAGUGUUUAGGCUCAGGGAAUAGCCAGGGGAAAUUGCCCAGAAUCAGGAGAUAGAGUGUCUUGGGCAAGGUACAGACAUAAGGCCAGUGCCAUUGAGUGGUGGUAGAGGGGAGGUAAGACUAAAUAGACAUCUCUAAUAGUCCCAGUGCAGUGAGCAUGGUAGUCAUGGUCAUGUGCCAUCAGAUGAAAGUAUAUUUCAUUUUUUUAUAUCAAUUGCCAGAUACUUGGUAAAUAGUAAUAAUGCCAUUAGAACUUUAAGCUUUCUCUUAGUAAUAAAAAACCUUCCUCGAUUUGGUCCUUAAGGAAUGAUCUGCCUUGUGGCUCUUGUCAGUAAGACUUCUCCAGGAAGAGAUUCUUUGUUCCACACCUAAUUAUUCAUGCAGGGUCUGCUUGUCCAAUAACUGCCAAGUUCCAUGGCCAAAAACCCCCUUUUACUCGCCUUCAAAGGUGACUGGGUAGAGGAAGGCAUAGAGAAGACAAAGUUAAGCUGAUAGUAAACUUGCCCAUCCACAUUUGAGAUUUUUUAUAUUAUGUGCCCAGCAAGCCUGAAAAGAAAAUACAUUUUCUUCCACUCUUUGCUCAGGUUUCUACCAGGCUCUGAAUGUCCUCUGGUGACUGAAAGCUUCUAACUUCCCCUAUCCCCUUCCUACCAGAGGUGUCCUAGAUAGAGCCUUGCUUAACAGAUAGGGCCAACUACUACCCUCUCUCCAGUGGUUAUUGGUUAAGAACAUGGGUACUCAACAAUUGGUUGUGCAAUCAACAAUUACAGUCCAUCUGCACAGACCCUAGGAUUUCCAUUUGCCCUGCAAAACAUUUCCUAUGGUUUACUUACUUAGUGAGCUCCUUGAGAGCAGGAAUGAUUUUACUUUCCUAUUUGUAACUCUAGGACUUAGCACAGUGCUUGACAAAGCAAUAAAUGCUUUAGUUAAAUACUUAAUGAAUGCUUUCCAUUUCAUAAAGGCAACGGUUUUAAUCUCAACAUUUUCCCCUUAAUCUAUAGUAUAGAGCAGCAAUGUCAGACACAGGCUUAGGUAUACCACCCUUGUGUGCCAGAAAUAAGAUUAAAAUGUAAUUGGAAAAAAUUAAUGAAGCAAAUACAAUUGAACAUUGAUGUUACUGUGUGGUUUUCUAAAGUCAGUAUCCAUUGCAAUCCUUAUCCUUAAACCAUAUGGCAUAGUGGUCCCAUUUCUAUUUAAAACAACUACUUUGGAGUACUGUUUGGAGACAGAAAAUGGGUUUGAAUUCCAGCUCUGCCUUUUAUUAAUCUUUCUAUGCUUUAGUUUUAUCUUUCAAUUCAUGAUGUUUGCACUAUGUAUCUCAGAGUCAAAUGCUAGCUAUUUGUUUUAACUAAUCACAAAUGAGAAACCUGGGAACAUUUGUUAUAAACUGAUUUAAAGAGAACAAUUCAUACAAUAACAGUAUUGUAAAGGCAACUUAAUUAUUAAUCAGUGCGGUGACCAACCAUAAAUCCAGAACACUCAUGAUGAAACAUACUUCUCUCCUCUUGACAGGUGACUGAUAGAAUACUUUUGAUAGGAGACUUUUUCAUGUGGCCACUGUGGAAAUGUGCUUUGUUUAGCUAUGCAUAUUUAUAAUGAAGGUUACUGCCUUCUCUCUUUUUUUAAUGGUGGGAUGGGAGGCAGAAGCAAGAGGAAACAGAUUUUCUUGAUGGGAAAAUUUUUUUUUUAGUGAUGAAAAAAUCAACACUGCUUGCCAAGCACUGUGCUAUGUAAUGGCAAUAUAAAGACCAAAAUAGUCCCUCUCUUAAGAAGCUUAUAUUUUGUAAUGGAGGAGAGAGACAAUUGAAUUGCUCUGGCUCUGAUGGAAGAAAUUUGGAUACUAAGAAUUAUAUUUAUAAUUUUUUAUAAUUUAUAAUUGAGGAAAUUAUAAUAUAAAUUAUAAUUGAGGAAAUGUAAAUGAUUUACCCAAGGACACACACAUAGUAAACAGCAAAGCUAGGCACAGAGCACUUUUUUACUCCCUUCCAAUUCUCUUUCCAGAACUUGUUUGUAUCCCAUUAUAAAGCCUAACUUUUAUUAAGGUGGUGAAAACAUAGUGACCUGCUACUGUCUCCACCUAGCUUAGCUACCCAAAGCCAUGGCUAAUCCCAUUAUAUUCCUUGCUAAUUUGGCCUGGAGGGGGAGGAUUUGGAUAUAAGAGAUCCUGCCUUCACAGAAUCAUUCCUGGGUUCAUGUACAAGGCUGUUUAUGGAGAGAAAUUUACUGUUGAGAAUUUUUCUGGUACUAGUAUCAUGUCCAAUGGUGUCUCAUCUGCAGUUCAUGGCCUUGGGUCAAAUGAAAAAAGGCACGAACAUUUUGGAAGCCAUGAAGUGCUUCCAUUCCUAUGUUGGCGAAACCAGCAGGAAAAUCACCAUUGCCAACUGUGGACAACACUCCUAAGUUUGUUUUGUCUUAACCACUAAACCAUUCCUCUGUAGCUGAGUAGAACACCUUCCCCUAUUCCCAUUCUACUCUUCUACCUUGUAAUCAUUGUGCUUCCAUUUUUCUUUCCAUGAGUCUGGCUAGACCACAGAAUGAAGUUUAUGAUUAAAAAAUAAAAACUGAACUGACAGGAAAAAAA
This is a messenger RNA of Monodelphis domestica (gray short-tailed opossum), 6585 nucleotides long. RefSeq names its product SEC23 homolog B, COPII component (gene SEC23B). NCBI's taxonomy places the organism in Eukaryota, Metazoa, Chordata, Mammalia, Didelphimorphia, Didelphidae. The record is from RefSeq and is a predicted model, not a curated record. Gene Ontology annotation, biological process: COPII-coated vesicle budding; endoplasmic reticulum to Golgi vesicle-mediated transport; COPII-coated vesicle cargo loading. Gene Ontology annotation, molecular function: zinc ion binding; GTPase activator activity. Gene Ontology annotation, cellular component: COPII vesicle coat; endoplasmic reticulum exit site.